GGUGUCCUCUGGCCGGGCGAACGACGACAACGACGACGACGCACCGUGUGCGCGCCGGUUUUUAAAAUAGCAUGCUUUGAAAAGGCGCUAGUCGUGAAAACAAAAUCGCGCUAAUUUCGAUCAAAAAAACGUCACCGAAGAAUAUUUCCCUUUUCCCGUAAAACUAGGAGGUUUUUUUUCCCCGGAUCGUAAGAGAGUUGCGCGCGCGCAGCUGACGUCACACGAGCCAGGCGUGCGAAAGAGUGAAAAGGACGGGAGAGCUGUAGUAGGGUUGUGUUUCACGUCGCGGCGGCCAUAUUGUUAAUAGUUCGUAAAAGGGAUUUUUCGUGGUGGUGUUUGAAGUGUCGUGUGUUUUUCCAUUUAUCAAAUAAGCGCAAUGUCCGAAAGGGAGGAUAACGUUUACAAGGCGAAGCUCGCGGAGCAGGCUGAGCGGUACGACGAGAUGGUCGAGGCCAUGAAGAAGGUGGCCAAGCUGGAUUUGGAGCUGACGGUCGAGGAACGCAAUCUCCUCUCGGUCGCGUACAAGAACGUGAUCGGGGCACGACGCGCCUCGUGGCGAAUCAUCUCGUCCAUCGAGCAGAAGGAGGAGAACAAGGGAACGGACGACAAACUGGAAAUGAUCCGGCAGUACCGCGGGCAAGUCGAGAAGGAGCUGCGCGACAUAUGCUCCGACAUCCUAACCGUACUCGACAAGCACUUAAUUCCGGCGGCGAACACGGGCGAGUCCAAAGUGUUCUACUACAAAAUGAAGGGCGACUACCACCGGUAUCUCGCCGAGUUCGCGACGGGCAACGAUCGCAAGGAGGCCGCCGAGCACUCGCUCGUCGCCUACAAGGCGGCCAGCGACAUCGCGAUGACCGAGCUACCGCCCACGCAUCCGAUCCGAUUGGGACUCGCGCUUAACUUCUCAGUGUUCUACUACGAGAUCCUCAACAGUCCGGACCGAGCGUGUCGGCUCGCGAAGGCGGCGUUCGACGACGCGAUCGCCGAGCUCGACACCCUCUCGGAGGAGAGCUACAAGGACAGCACGCUCAUCAUGCAGCUCCUGCGGGACAAUCUCACGCUGUGGACGAGCGACAUGCAGGGUGACGGCGGAACUGCAAAUGACGGUGUUGCUUUGGCAGGUGAGGCGGAACCAAAGGAGCAGCUGCAGGAUGUCGAGGACCAGGACGUCUCGUAACUGCGCGACGAGAGGAACGGGUCGUGUCGUAAGAACUCGAGUGUUGUGCAGUGCUGCUUGGGCAUCGCCCACGGACCUCAAAGAGGUGCAGUGUUGUAUCACUCCCAGUACAUAAUGUAUUAUUAUUAUUAUUAAUUAUUACCGACUAAUAUUAUCUAUAGCUGUAAACUUUACUUCUGUAUUUACGUGCGCAAGGAGUGCCUGGGUGAAUGUUCUUCGGGGACACAAGUUGUAGUAAUCGUUUCGGUUCAGUUUGCAUAUUCCGCUGAUAAUAAUACGGGGGCGUUUUUACAGAAUUUCCAACAAAAGAAAAUGAAAGUAUAUAUAUCACAAUUUUCGUAGGUGUCGUUUGCAUUCCUAUUCCCAGUACUUAAAAAGAAAACUGUAGAAGAAAAUUAGAGACGCUUUGUCCGAGUUCCGUUUUUAUGUAGUCUAUAUAGCAAUAAGUUCGGAAAAGCACAUUGUAUUUGCCGUCGCCAGUUUGUGUUUUAAUAAAAAAAAAAGAAAAAAUAAUCGCAGCAACUACUCUCAUUAAUUGAUGCAUUACUAUGACCAAGCUUUAGGGAGUUUUCCGAAUGGAACUUCGGCGCGCCGCCGGCAGAGGCCGCCAAAGUUUCAUUCUCCGCUCGGUUUGGCUGUUAGAGACAUAUUUUAUGUAUGUACUUUUUGCAUUUUUAUUACUCGUGCGUUUGAUUGUAAAAUGUGUAGAAUGGAUUAACAAGAAAAAGGAUUUAAUUGUAAAAUUACCAUAAAAAUUAUAAAAACUGC
Photinus pyralis (common eastern firefly) is the source of this 1948-nucleotide messenger RNA. It is a transcript of the gene 14-3-3epsilon, whose product is annotated as 14-3-3 protein epsilon. Bases 377 to 1180 code for a protein of 267 amino acids. Gene Ontology annotation, cellular component: cytoplasm. The transcript is spliced from 3 exons. Gene Ontology annotation, biological process: signal transduction. The record is from RefSeq and is a predicted model, not a curated record. Lineage: Eukaryota; Metazoa; Arthropoda; Insecta; Coleoptera; Lampyridae.